This is a messenger RNA of Penicillium subrubescens, 5340 nucleotides long. RefSeq names its product dopey family protein. Gene Ontology annotation, biological process: Golgi to endosome transport. Gene Ontology annotation, cellular component: trans-Golgi network; endosome. Bases 1 to 5340 code for a protein of 1779 amino acids. The record is from RefSeq and is a predicted model, not a curated record. NCBI's taxonomy places the organism in Eukaryota, Fungi, Ascomycota, Eurotiomycetes, Eurotiales, Aspergillaceae. The transcript has 6 exons.
AUGGGCCGACUAUAUCUCCUUUCUCAGUCGCCUGCUAAAGGCGCUUCAAACCCACCCCCUGAUCAACCUGUCGUCCCGCAUAAGGUGCUGGUUUCGAAACGACUUGCGCAAUGCUUGAACCCAUCGUUACCUUCAGGCGUUCACCAGAAGGCGCUUGAGGUUUAUACGUACAUAUUCGGGCUGAUAAAGCUCGAGGGACUGUCGCAUGAUCUCCCACUGUACCUGCCUGGCCUUGCCCCAACCUUGACCUUCGCUUCGCUCACCGUCCGUCCGCUGUUCCUAUCGCUAGUAGAAGGCUAUAUCGUUGAUUUGGAACCAUGGGCCAUUCGUCCCGCCCUGAAAGCAAUCCUUCUUGCCUUGCUCCCAGGGUUGGAAGAGGAGACAAGCGACGACUUUGAACCAACAUUACGGAUAAUCAACAAACUUCGUGAUGUUUCUGGACAACUUGAGACACAAAGAACGUCCGAGGCGGGUUCUUCAGGGCAAUAUUUCUGGCAAUGCCUCUUUCUGGCAUCAAUCACCAAUUCUAGCCGACGGCUCGGCGUGCUCGCAUACCUGAACCGUUAUCUCCCUAAGCUAGGCAUUGCCGAUCGCCGCCCAAGCACAGCGGAUGGCAUCGAUAUGAAGGACGUACCGGCCGAGAUUUUGGCGGCUGCCGAUUCCGUCAUUCUACCAGAGCCGGGCCUCUUGAUUCGUUGUUUUGCAUCGGGUCUCUCUGAUGAACAGCUUUUGGUGCAGAGGAAUUUCCUUGAUUUGUUGGUUACUCACUUGCCCUUAAGCUCUCCGAUCUUACAGUCUCGAAUCGCCGACAAGGAUCUGCAAACACUGAUCGUUGCUGCCGUGGGCGUGGUUGGGCGACGAGACAUGAGCUUGAACCGCCGACUUUGGGCGUGGUUCUUGGGACCAGAGCCCACGAAUGAGCGGCAUUCUACAGACAACCGAAAAUUCUCAUCCGAAACUACUCGUUCGUCCUCCGUUGACGGCAAGGAACUUUCGCAGUCUCAAUAUUUCAGCCGCGUUGGUUUGCAGCCCUUGAUCAACGGUCUACUCCAUAUGAUUAAACAAGCUCCAACCGUCCCAUCUGAAAGAACGAGGCCUUUUCGAAUUGCGCUGUCCUUGAUGGACCGUUGGGAGAUUGGCGGCUAUAUUGUUCCAGCCGUUUUUCUUCCAAUAAUGAAUAGCGUCCAAUCGUUCGAGAAGCAGGCGCCAAGGAACCACUUUGAAGAGGUGUUCCGUAGUGCCAGUGCCUUCUUCGAUGGCGUGGAAAAUGUCGAUAACAACAAUGCUCAAGCCUUACACAACCUAGACCUUGCAAAAUUCGUUCUCGAGAAUUUCAAUGUACGAGAGGAAGACAUGGUUCAGAUCCAUGUUCCUCUCUUGACGGUGUCACUACUUGUCAAGAUGAGUGAAGUCUCCUCUUUGACAGCGUCAUCGUCAGGAACAGUUGCAUCUAGGCAGGCAGUGUCAAAGUCAUUGCACAAGGUGCUCAUGUCAUUAACACCUCUGCUCACCGAGCGGGCAUUCUCAAAGAAGCCUGGCUCUGAGAAGUCUAGCGCCGCUGAUGCGAAGGCCCGAAGCAGCGACCUCCUGCAAAAGGUUCACCGAUUCUACGAGAGCAGCAAGCAAAGUCUUGAGCUGCCAUCUCUGCCAUUUGCUCCAAAGCAAAUUGGCGAGAUGAUUAUCAGGGAGGCUCAUGAGUUAUCUAUCCAGGCCCUGGAGAGCGAUGAUACCACCUCCUCACUUCACGAGAAACUCAAUAUUCUUGUGACGUUGCUCCAGAAACUUCCCAGGUCGCGUGUCCUUCGAGACAGACGACUUUUUGAAGCAGUCUCGGAAAGGCUAUCUAGAGAGUCUGAAGCCUCCACAACAGCAUCUUUUGCAGUUAUUUCAACCAUUGCGUCUGCUUUGACCAACCUUUUCUUCAUCCAAAGUCCUGGUUUCUACGUCGGCUACCCAGACGCAUCAGAUAUCAUCCCUAGCCUAGUGCAGAGGUUAUGGCAGUAUCUAUCGCCAUUAAGCCCCAAGUUCCACGUGGAGGCUGUACGAUGUUUGUGGUCACUGCAUUCAAUUUCCUGGGUGGAUCACCUUGUGGAGGCGUCCAUUACCUCAUUGAUGGUCAACCCGUCUGAAGCAGGCUCGCACCACCUUGCAUCAGAAGAGCAAGCCGAGAAGUUUUUCGUCUUGUGGAAUCACAGUCAUCAUGGCGGACAUGAUCAGCCCCCAAAGCAAGUUCUGGAUGUCGGGGGAACCUCAUUCUCCUAUCAGUGCUCGAUGCUCGAGCGUCCGUUGUUUAUUGUAUUAGAUCUUUUGUCACAAGAGCCUGGUGACGUUUCUCAAAGCGUUCAACAGUGGCUUCAGGACCUGCCAUCGAUCCACAGAGUUUUCCAUGUUGUUGUUUCCAAGCUCGAAGAGAUUUUCGAGCGCGACAUCCCUGGUGCGAGCAUUAAGCAAGCGGUCUCUACAGACGAUUACAAAGAAUGCAGUUACUUACUGCGCACGGCAUCCAAUAUUAUCUCUACCCUUUCCCACCCCGGGUGGAUUACACUCCUCACACAUACCUUAGGCCAACUGGAAAAACGGCCAAAUGGACCAGCCGUCGAUGACAAUGCAAACUCGAAAAGCCUCCACGCCACCCUAUUUGAGGCUUCCUUGCGAAUUAUCAGCGAUCAAGCUCCAGGCACCACACAGGUCACCCCGGAAGGAGAAAAGCUGCAGAAAGCUGCACUGUAUCUCAUGCGGCAGCUUCUUUUGGGCCCUGGUGCGGAGGACCUGGUCGAAUCUGGGAUUGAUGAUUUCCUGGUCGAUCGUCUCCUAGUUGCCGCGAACGAUGGAGGUAGCAUUGCUGUUCAGGGUGCACUCAUCGAUGCGCUUCUGGCGGCUCUCAAAGUACGCUUCGCGCAGGCCUACCUUCCGCCACCACCUCCACGGCCGAAGCACCAGCGAGCGGCCUCUCGUGAACGUCUAACAAGCCCUUCUAUCUUGUCGUUUACGAGCGAGAAGGCAGAAAGAGCACCGUCGAUGCCCCAACUACCGCUUCCGCCUGAGCGUCUCCUGGAUUGUCUCCUGAAGGGAAUCAGCUCCGCAAAGUCUCGAGAGAUUGUGGAUAAAUGGAUCGGCCUGCUUUGCGAAGUGCUUCCACUCUACUCACAUUCAAUCUUUCAGAUCCUUCUCAUGCUUGUUGAAUGCUUCUGCAGGGAGAUCAAAGCCUCAUUUGGGAGACUUCAGCUUGCAUUCCAACAAACACAAGACUGGCCACAGGAUCGUUCUGAGCAUGUGACCAUCGCUCUUCUUACGGGCCUUGAAACGUGUAUCGCAAAUGCCCACGAGCGUCUUCUUGUGGAAGAGUCAAAUGUCCCAGCCGCAAAGAGUCCCGACCAACCUCAGGGCUUCUUUGGUAACAUGGUGUCGGGUGUCUUCAACUCAGAUGGCAGUCAAGGCCGAACCAAUACCGCCAAUGACCGGUUAACCGUUCUCCUCUGCUUCCAGGACGCCGUUCGUCUUUGCUUCUCUAUUUGGGCUUGGGGAGCUGGUGAUAAUAGCGAGACUCCCCCUGACUCCGAAUCAAUGGCGUCUUUCCAAUACACAUCACUGCGCAUGCGAAACAGGUCACGGAGGAUUCUCGAGCAUUUCUUCGGCGCCGAGGCGCUAGAGUGCUUGGAGACAUUGGUAGAAAUGUGGGCCAAGUCAGACAUAGACACUGCGUCACUCAUCUUUAACCUUCUGCAUACCCUUGAUGGGUCAAGCCCGAAGAUCACAAUCCCGGCUGUCUUCAAUGCGAUCUACACCCGCACGAACCCGGCAGCUUUGGAUCAAAAUCGCAAGUCGUCAUUGACCUCCAGCUUGUCCGAAUCCGAGCUUGCGAGUUUCCUGGUCGCCUAUGCACGCUCUCUGGAUGACGAUGUUCUCGAUGAGAUUUGGACUGAUUGUACAACAUUCCUACGCGACGUGCUAAGCAAUCCAUUCCCUCAUCGCCAAAUUCUCCCACGGUUGAUUGAAUUCGCGGCCAUCUUGGGAACAAAACUGGAAAACACAACAUUCGGUGAAGAUCGGCGCAUGCGCAAGGAACUCGGGGACGUGGUUUUGCGGCUGCUUACCGCUGUUUUCACGAGCAAACCCCUUGGACUUCACCAAGAAUCUGGACUCAUGGCGAGAUCGUCUCUGGAUUAUGAUCGAACUGCUGUGUCUCAUACUGGCCCCGAUGAUAUGUUGAGUAUUUUGGCUGUAUCCAUGCCAUCCUUUCUCACAACAUUAGGCGAUUCCGAUCGUAUCAACACUGCCAUCAGUGCUGUUUCCACUAAUGUGGUAGGCCCACUGAUUCGCUCCCGAUUGUUCCCCAAUAACCUCAACCGCAACGUGAUGGUGAUUCUACAGCAAAUGGCUAAAGUUUCCGCCGCUGCGAAGAUCUGGAAGAAAGAUAUCUCCGAUGCCUUCAACGACACGCGCUUCUUUGGGCUUCACUUGGAUUUGAUAAAGAGCUGCUGGAUGGAACUUUUGCGGCAAUGGACUCUUGUCGACAAAGAUCGUCUGGCGGAAGUUUUGAGUCGUCUGCCACCACCCAGCGCGGCAGGAAUUAUGUUUGGUGUGGGAGCAUCUGCUGCACGAUUGGAGGCUGAUCGCAAGGCGCAGUUGAACCUUCGUCGCAUUUCCUUGUUGAUUCUCUCGGCAAAUGACGACUACUUUGUGGCAGAGCUACCAAGCUUGCUUCAAAAGCUCGAAGAUCUCCUAGCUGCGACCAGCGCCUCGUCACCGUCAUCGGCGACCCGGGCAGAGAUCUUCAUGGUCCUUCGUGCGGUGGCUCUCAAGACGUCUGCGACGGCGAUCGCACCAUUCUGGCCACUGAUCAACGCCGAGUUGCAAGAAGCUGUUGCAGCAGUGCCCCGGAACUCCCAGUCGGAACUCUACAACUCUUACUCGCUGCUUCAGGCAUGCAAGCUUCUUGAUGUUCUCUUGGUGAUUGCUCCAGAUGACUUCCAGCUCAUGGAGUGGCUCUUUGUGACCGACACGAUCGACGCUGUAUACCCUCCCAACCGCUGGGAACCAGUCGCUCUAGCUGAUGAGGUAUCGCAAAGCUUCGGACCUCGCGGUGUAUUCUCACCGACCGUUCCUGGGGAUUCCCCAGAGCCUGCGGCACGGGCUGGCUUCAAGCGACCCUGGCUCAUCUCGGACCAGAUUCGGGAAACGGCAAAGGAUGAGAUUGUCGAGCGAGUCUUGCGGCCCUUCUUUGACCGGUUGAGUAUCUAUGUGUUCGAAAGUACCUACGGAAUGGAGAGCGUUGAAUUCGGGGUGUGUCGGGAUGAUCUGUUGGCAGACCUGUUCAACGAGAGCACGAUGGCGAACUGA